This is a messenger RNA of Elephantulus edwardii (Cape elephant shrew), 949 nucleotides long. It is a transcript of the gene TMEM248, whose product is annotated as transmembrane protein 248. The coding region runs from base 5 to 949 and encodes 314 amino acids. The record is from RefSeq and is a predicted model, not a curated record. The transcript is spliced from 6 exons. NCBI's taxonomy places the organism in Eukaryota, Metazoa, Chordata, Mammalia, Macroscelidea, Macroscelididae.
AAUAAUGUUCGCCAUCAACCCCCUGGAGAACCUGAAGCUGUACAUCAGCAGCCGGCCGCCCCUGGUGGUCUUUAUGAUCAGUGUCAGCGCCAUGGCCAUCGCUUUCCUGACCCUGGGCUACUUCUUUAAGAUCAAGGAGAUCAAGUCCCCGGGGAUGACAGAGGACUGGAACACGUUUCUGCUGCGCUUCAAUGACCUGGACUUGUGCGUAUCAGAGAAUGAGACGCUGAAACACCUCACAAAUGACACAACUACUCCAGAAAGCACAGCAACCAGUGGGCAGGCCAGGGUGUCCACCCAGGCCCCCCAGGCCCUGGAGGACUCGGGCCCAGUUAACAUCUCUGUUGCAAUCACCCUGACCCUGGACCCACUCAGACCCUUCGGAGGGUAUUCCCGCAAUGUCACCCACCUGUACUCCACCAUCCUCGGCCACCAGGUCGGCCUCUCAGGUAGGGAGGCCCAUGAGGAGAUCAACAUCACCUUCACGCUGCCCACAGCCUGGAGCGCUGACGACCGUGCCCUGCACGGCCACUGUGAGCAGGUGGUGUUCACGGCCUGCAUGACCCUCACUGCUGCCCUUGGGGUCUUCCCUGUAACUGUGCAGCCACCACACUGUGUCCCCGACACGUACAGCAACGCCACACUCUGGUACAAGAUCUUCACAACCGCCAGAGAUGCCAACACAAAAUACGCUCAAGACUACAAUCCUUUUUGGUGUUACAAGGGCGCCAUCGGCAAAGUAUACCAUGCUUUAAACCCCAAGCUCACGGUUAUCGUUCCAGACGACGACCGCUCACUAAUCAACCUGCACCUCAUGCACACCAGCUACUUCCUCUUCGUGAUGGUCAUAACCAUGUUUUGCUACGCUGCUAUCAAAGGCAGACCCAGCAAAUUACGUCAGAGCAAUCCCGAGUCCUGUCCUGAGAAGGUGGCUCUGGCUGAAGCCUAG